AUGAGCCACUUACAGAACAUCAACAUCCUUUGGUACGUCUCUCCCAACAGGUUUGUGGGCAGAAUCACUAUCUACAACGAUGAGCCAGAGCCUCUAGCCAGGCCGCUGGGUCCCGAGAACCUUUUGCUGAAAGGAGCGAAAUUGAAAAAUACCUCAAAGAUCUAUGGAGUUGCUGUAUAUACAGGAAUGGAAACCAAAAUGGCUUUGAACUACCAAGGGAAGUCUCAGAAACGCUCUGCCGUUGAGAAGUCAAUCAAUAUGUUCCUGAUUGUCUACUUAUGCAUUCUCUUGAGCAAGGCUAUAGUGUGCACUACUUUGAAAUACCUCUGGCAGAAUGUCCCAUAUAAUGAUGAACCCUGGUACAACACCAAAACCCAAAAGGACAGAGAAACGUUCAAGCUGCUAAAAAUGUUCACCGAUUUCCUGUCCUUCAUGGUCCUGUUCAACUUCAUUAUCCCAGUCUCCAUGUAUGUGACUGUCGAGAUGCAGAAAUUUCUGGGCUCCUUCUUCAUUUCAUGGGACAGAGAGAUGUAUGAUGAAGAUCUCCAGGAAGGGGCAUUGGUAAACACCUCUGACCUCAAUGAAGAACUUGGGCAGGUCAGUAAUGUCUCCUCAUGCCUUCCACUACCCAACAGAUAAAUGUUGGGGUGUCUU
Molecule: messenger RNA, 654 nt
Organism: Python bivittatus (Burmese python)
Lineage: Eukaryota; Metazoa; Chordata; Lepidosauria; Squamata; Pythonidae
Source: RefSeq, a predicted model, not a curated record